AUGGCAGACAACCGAGUCAAAUACACAACCCCGCCUUCGCCGCCUUCGCCGACGGCCUCGUACUACGAUGUCAGCGACGACGAAGAGGACGACUAUAACACCAUCUCCCACUCGACUUCCCGUCGCGGCGUCAAACUGCUAUUUUCCAAGAGCAAAGUCUAUGUCCACCCCACCCCCUCCUCCAAAGACAAUAUCCCCGGCUUUAUCGCCCUGGUCCAACAAAAGCCCCUCCCUCAUGUCUCCGGAACCUCUACCGCCAGUUCCACGAAAGAUAUUUCUUCCUACCUCCUCGCCUGGGUACCGGAAUCCUCCCUCGGCGACGCUUACAGCACCUAUGUGAAGGUCGACUUAUCCGACGACGCUUCGCCUCCGCGCCAGAAAUACCUCGUGCCGGCCCUUCCCACCACAACUACCUACAAAGACCCAAUCGGUCUCUAUGCCUUCGCCGUACCGUUGUCCGAGAUAUACUCGCUUCUUGUGCGACCGCCGAGUCUGGGAUGGUGGUUCGGGAGUCUCGUGAUUAACUCCCGCGCCGGCGACAGCUUCCCCGCACUAUUCUUCCACGACACUGAGUGCGAAUCAACCAUACUACAGAAGAAGAAAAGAACCAGAGAGAGCUUCGAUCCAUUUGGGGAGGAUGGGAGUGUGUUCUGGGGUGGGGAUGAGGUGCUACGGUGGCUCCGGAAGUACGUCGAGGUGCAGCGUUCCGCUCUGGACAGUAGCGUCUAUCUGAUAAACCCGUCUGAGGAGGAUCGCGUCUCUUUCGGACAACAGCCAACAUCAGACGCAGCGAGGGGCUCCCAAGAUCAGGCCCUCGCUCCCGCGCAACCCGGAGGAAGCAGGCAACCAGAUGCUGGCAUGGACCCGUUUGUGAAAACGCUCAAGGAGGCACGCUGGAAGGUGCUUGAAUCCCUUAGCAAGAUCACAACCUUCACCAGGCGAACUGCGAACGAAUUGGCAGACAAUCCCAGAAUACCUCCCCAGGUUCGUCGGUUGAUGAGGACGCCCGAGAUUCAGACUUUGCAGGAUGAGUUCGACAGUGCACGGCUCUACCUCGCCCGGUGGGCCAUGAGCAUCUCUGAGCAGAGUGAGCGCGAAAGGAAUCAACGUAUCUGGACUGCGCGGGAUGUGCUUGGUAUGGAGAACAGCUCCGUGGGCGACUUUGAGAUUUUAGAGCUGGAGACAGGAACCAUGUCUAUCCAAGAGCGCCGGAAGACAGUGACACUGAAAGAGUGGGAGGGCUUCUUCGACCCGCACACCGGCCGUUUGCAGGUGACUGUUGAAGAGGUGAAAGAGAGAGUCUUCCACGGAGGACUGGACCCCAACGAUGGGGUUCGGAAAGAGGCCUGGCUCUUCCUCCUCGGAGUGUAUCCCUGGGAUAGUAGUCGCGACGAGCGUCAAGCCUUGAUCAGUUCCAAGCGCGAUGAGUACAUCCGUUUGAAGGGGGCUUGGUGGGAGAAGAUGGUUGAAGGCAGUUCUACAGCAGAAGAGUAUGACUGGUGGAAGGAGCAGAGAAACAGAAUAGAGAAAGAUGUUCAUCGCACAGAUCGCACGAUACCCCUGUUUGCGGGCGAAGACAUCCCCCAUCCAGACCCCGAUUCGCCUUUCGCUGAGACCGGAACGAACGUGCAUCUAGAACAAAUGAAGGACAUGCUCCUGACAUAUAACGAGUACAGCCCUGAUCUUGGAUAUGUCCAAGGUAUGAGCGAUCUGUUAGCUCCAAUAUAUGCUGUCAUGCAGGAUGACGCCGUUGCAUUCUGGGCUUUUGCCGGGUUCAUGGACAGGAUGGUAUUGUCCUCUCUCUUGUACUCGCGACCAUAUAUUAACUCGCCUAACCAGGAACAAAACUUCCUUCGUGAUCAAUCCGGCAUGCGGGCGCAGCUGACUACGUUAGAUCAUCUUGUCCAGCUAAUGGAUCCUCAGCUCUACCUACAUCUCCAGUCUGCCGAUAGUACCAACUUUUUCUUCUUCUUCCGCAUGCUUCUGGUCUGGUACAAGCGUGAAUUUGAAUGGGUGGACGUCCUCCGGCUGUGGGAAACUUUGUGGACAGACUACCUGUCCAGCAGCUUCCACUUAUUUAUUGCGUUGGCAAUUCUUGAAAAACAUCGGGAUGUCAUCAUGGACCAUCUGAAGCAGUUCGAUGAGGUGUUGAAGUACAUCAACGAGCUCUCCAACACCAUGGAGCUCAUUCCCAUCCUAACCCGCGCCGAAUCUCUGUUCCACCGGUUCGAACGUGCCGUUCAAGCCAUCGACAAGAAAAACAACUUCCCAUCCCCAUCUCCAACCACCUAUCAACGCAAACCCAACGCCAGUACCGCUGAGAACAACAAUAAAGGCAAAUCCCCCGAACGCCCUUCACAGUCCACCGGUUUCAGCACCGGCAGCAGCGCCACCCCCGGACCCAGCAAUGGACCAGGCGACAAAGACGCGAAGGUUAUAUCCCCAGAACUGAGACAACUCUUCGCCAAGGACAUCCCAUGGGCUCGAAAGCCGCAACAGAAACUGAAACCCGCCCCACAACAACAGGAGGCAGCGGUGGAGGCCUCGGAGCAGCAUUCGUAG
Aspergillus saccharolyticus JOP 1030-1 is the source of this 2562-nucleotide messenger RNA. Its product is annotated as GTPase-activating protein GYP7. Gene Ontology annotation, biological process: activation of GTPase activity. Gene Ontology annotation, molecular function: GTPase activator activity. Bases 1 to 2562 code for a protein of 853 amino acids. The record is from RefSeq and is a predicted model, not a curated record. The transcript is spliced from 4 exons. NCBI's taxonomy places the organism in Eukaryota, Fungi, Ascomycota, Eurotiomycetes, Eurotiales, Aspergillaceae.